Messenger RNA from Nanorana parkeri, 2834 nucleotides. RefSeq names its product disks large-associated protein 3-like. The transcript has 5 exons. The coding region runs from base 53 to 2758 and encodes 901 amino acids. Gene Ontology annotation, cellular component: postsynaptic specialization; glutamatergic synapse. Lineage: Eukaryota; Metazoa; Chordata; Amphibia; Anura; Dicroglossidae. Gene Ontology annotation, biological process: signaling. Gene Ontology annotation, molecular function: molecular adaptor activity. The record is from RefSeq and is a predicted model, not a curated record.
CCCAGAAAGCUGGGAAUGGCAGGAAAGAUGCCGUCUGUUCAGUAUUAACAGGAUGAAAGGUUACCAUGGGGAAGGCAGCCAGUCACAGCCUCCAUGUCACUGCAUCCCCGAAAUCAGAGAGAGAGCAUUGGAUUUCCCUCAUCACAUCCCAGAUUUCCACAAGUCCUAUCCUCGCAGCGCCUCUGAAUCUUGUUCCCUUGAUCUGCACUAUUGUCCUCCUCGGAGUGCUGCUGUGACACAAGAUUGUCCUGGUGGUCCUGUGAGUAUGCCUGAGCCACGGUCCUCCAGUGGUGGUACUUACCCCAGAAUGCACCACAACCCCCAACAGUUUGACUGCGAUGAAUGUAUGGCCGCUAUUGCUCACAACUCCAGCAAGAUCAACCGCUUGCCCCCUACACUUUUGGACCAGUUUGAGAAACAGCUGCCCCUGCAUCAUGAUGGCUUCCACACCUUGCAGUACCAACGUACCAGCACCACAGAGCAGCGUAGUGAGAGCCCAAGCCGUAUUCGCCACCUAGUGCACUCAGUACAAAAGCUGUUUGCUAAAUCCCACUCGCUGGAGACACCCUCUAAGAGGGAAUACAAUGGCACCAGAUAUGAGGGACGUGGAGGAGAUGGCUACCAGCACUCCCAGCCUCGGCACAGUAAGAGAAGCAAAAGCAAAGACCGCAAGUCAGAUCCUAAGCACCGAUCAAAGAUGGCAGGGUGGUGGAGCUCUGAUGAUAACCUUGACAGCGACAGCAGUUUUCUGGUGUCGGCACGUCAUGCCAUGGAGCAUGGAGCUCCCUAUGGAGUGGACACUCCUGAAAGUGCCUUCAGAGACUUAACCUUAAAGAGUCUAAAGGGUGGAGGCGGGGAGGGAAAAUGCUUGGCCUGUGCUGGGAUGUCAAUGUCCCUAGAUGGGCAAACGCUUAAAAGGAGCACAUGGCACACAAUGACCGUCAGUCAAGCACGGGAAGCAUAUCCAAGCUCAGGCAGCCAUCAUCAAGACAAGAUGCUGAUGCUUCAGGAGGCCAAGGGGAAAGAGCGAGGAUACCAUUACCUGCAGGUACCACCAGAUGAAUGGGGGGGAUACCCAAUAUCUGGAAAAGAAGGAGAAAUACCCUGCCGAAGAAUGAGAAGUGGCAGCUACAUCAAAGCCAUGGGGGAUGAUGACAGUGGAGACUCUGAUACCAGCCCCAAAAUGUCACCCAAAGGUGCUCGCCGGCGUGAAAGAUAUCGCAGGUCUUCAAGUGUCGACCAUCCCAGAACCAAGUUUCCAUGUAAGCGAUAUUCUGACUCAUGUCUCUGUAACUGUCCCAGCUGCUGCACUCCACCUAAAAUUCAUCAAAAGGGACACGGCUAUGGUCUCUCCAUCAUGGGUCAAAUUAAGGGUGAGAUAAACCACCAAUCAGGAGCUGCAUGUGAAUCCGUGUUCAGUGAAGUGGAAUCUCAUGCCGUAGAAGCCUUGGAUCUCCCUGGCUGUUUUCGAAUGCGCAGUCACAGCUACCUCCGUGCCAUCCAAGCUGGUUGCUCACAGGAUGAUGAUUGCAUCUCUGUCUUCUCCAUGUCUGGCCCAUCAGGACAAACCCUUGCCAGCAGCAUCCUUAAGCCCAACACUUCAUCUUCAUUACCAAAUAAAAGGUCUCCCAUGAGGUCCGCACUUUCACCACCACAGAGAAGUGGUACAUUGGUCACCUACAGCACUACUUCAGUAGAAGGGGAUACAGAAGACCAAGAGUUGGAAAACCGAAGGUGUCAAGGAAUGAUUAUGAAUCCUUACCUAGAGCACUGGUCCCCCACAAAAGAGGAAGUGCGUGUAUCACUCACUGUGGGGAGACAAAUCAAGCAAUCCUUCAGGCGUGUGUCUCCUGGACCUCUAGCCUCCUCCACAGAGGAUCCUCUUUGUUAUCUUUCUGCACAUACAGGCUGGGGUGAUGAAAGUGAUUCAGAUAUUCCACCAUCUGACAGGGUUCCUGAAUCAGCAGAGUCUACACAGUCUGAGAGGGAUGGAGGUAGUCAACAAACAGAGAUAGGCUCCUUAUCUGCUGGAAUGGUUUGGCCCCUGAUGCAGGAUCAUAGGAAAGAUAACAAUGGGGAUGAUGAUCACCAACUGGCAUCAUCUCAGCGUAGUGAACACAGUUGUAAUGAAUCCCUUCUCUCUUCUGAGUAUCCUGAGGGUGAUCAGGCCUCUAGCGCCACAAUGCCACGAAGACUUGGAAGGCCUCGAGCUAAAGAUGACAGAAGAGCUCGUUGGAGAGCUAGUCUUCAUCGCCUGUUGCAGUUGGAGAAACUGAGAGACCAACUCUAUCGUCAAGAGUUGGCCUUAAAAGAAGAAGAGAUGACUCGCCAAAGAGAGGAGCGUGCAAGAGAUAGAGAGAUUCACCGACAGCUACUUGGUGUGCUUGGUGAUAUUCGAGAUGAACUCAGAAAAAGAAGACAGGAAAGGGCAAUUGCUCAAGAAGGUCAGGCUACGGAAGGCAGAGGCACACCAUGCAGUGGCACCACCACUACUGGCCGAAGGGCUCGUGGAGGACUAACACGUCCGAGAGGGACACGCAUUUCUUCUGUAUCAGCCACUUUGCCCUGUUCUUUUGCUCAGUUCUUUCUGCAGGAUCCAAGAACUGGGUCUUCUAUGCCAAGCACUAUCACCAGAGGCAGCAGUGAAAACCCCACUUGGGCUGGGAGCCGUCUCACUGGCCCCUUGCGCAGGAGGGGACAACCUCGUGGUCGUCCUCGAAUCCACCCCAAACAAGUAAUGGGGGAUAACCAUGGAUAAUAAAGAACUGGCCUUUUUCAUGUUUUACAACAAUAAAGGAAGUGUUGAAGAAAUAGGUGUCUUUUUCUUUGCUAUG